AUGAGAGAAAAAUCUUUCCAAUGUAAUGAGAGUGGCAAAGCCUUUAAUUGUAGCUCACUUCUUAAAAAAAAUCAGAAAAUCCAUUUAGGAGAGAAACAAUAUAAAUAUGAUGUAUGUGGCAAGGUCUUUAAUCAGAAGCAAUACCUUGCAUGCCAUAGAUGUCACACUGGUGAGAAACCUUACAAGUGUAAUGAGUGUGGCAAGACCUUCGGUCACAAUUCAGCCCUCUUAGUUCACAAGGCAAUUCAUACUGGAGAGAAACCUUACAAGUGUAAUGAAUGUGGCAAGGUUUUUAAUCAACAAUCAAACCUUGCACAUCAUCAUAGACUUCAUACUGGAGAGAAACCUUACAAAUGUGAAGAAUGUGACAAAGUUUUCAUUCACAAGUCACAUCUUGCACAUCAUCAUAGACUUCAUACUGGAGAGAAACCUUACAAAUGUGAAGAAUGUGACAAAGUUUUCAAUUUCAAAUCACCCCUCGAAAUACACAGGAGAGUUCAUACUGGAGAGAAACCAUAGAAAUGUAAGGUUUGUGACAAGAAUUUUGGGUGUGAUUCACACCUGGCACAACGUACUGGAAUUCACACUGGAGAGGAACUGUACAAGUGUAAUAAGUGUGACAAAGCCUUUAGUGGGCAGUCAACACUUACUCACCA
Messenger RNA from Symphalangus syndactylus (siamang), 656 nucleotides. Its product is annotated as putative zinc finger protein 702. Gene Ontology annotation, molecular function: RNA polymerase II cis-regulatory region sequence-specific DNA binding; DNA-binding transcription factor activity, RNA polymerase II-specific. The record is from RefSeq and is a predicted model, not a curated record. Gene Ontology annotation, biological process: regulation of transcription by RNA polymerase II. NCBI's taxonomy places the organism in Eukaryota, Metazoa, Chordata, Mammalia, Primates, Hylobatidae. Gene Ontology annotation, cellular component: PcG protein complex; chromatin; transcription regulator complex.